Messenger RNA from Mus caroli (Ryukyu mouse), 527 nucleotides. The record is from RefSeq and is a predicted model, not a curated record. Lineage: Eukaryota; Metazoa; Chordata; Mammalia; Rodentia; Muridae.
UCCUGAAAAUCCCCGCCCAAGUCCACAUUUUUAGCGGGCUUCCAGAUAUCUCCGCUGUGCUCUUAUCAGUUUUCAAUUUUUACCUACAUUAAGGUGCCCACGGACCUGGUUCCUGUCCCUUUUCAGCCCUGGUACCGGACCACGGACACCUUGGACUGGGCCGGCAAUCCCAGGCUUGCACUGCUGACCCAGGGUCUUUGCGGGGAGUCCCCAUGGCGCAGCGGAAUGCACUGGACAGGGCCUCGGUACCGCCCGCGUUCUGUAAACCCGGGGCUGUGAGCUUCGCGGACGUGGCUGUGUACUUCUCCCCUGAGGAGUGGAGGUGUCUGCGGCCGGCGCAGAGAGCCCUGUACCGAGAGGUGAUGCGCGAGACCUAUGGUCUCCUGUCCUAUAUCGAAGUCGGAGGCGCCAAACCAGCGCUCAUCUGCUGGGUGGAGGAAGAGUCCGAAGUGUGGGGACCCUGUGCCCAGGAUCCAGAAGUGGCCAUGUGCAAGACAGAAUUCCACUCAGAUUGCAGGCCCGAGAAG